This is a messenger RNA of Scheffersomyces coipomensis, 2977 nucleotides long. RefSeq lists its product as uncharacterized. Gene Ontology annotation, biological process: positive regulation of autophagy; TORC1 signaling; cellular response to amino acid starvation. NCBI's taxonomy places the organism in Eukaryota, Fungi, Ascomycota, Pichiomycetes, Serinales, Debaryomycetaceae. The coding region runs from base 162 to 2927 and encodes 921 amino acids. Gene Ontology annotation, cellular component: GATOR1 complex. The transcript has a single exon. The record is from RefSeq and is a predicted model, not a curated record.
CCCAUUGAUUGUAUUGAUGUAGUUGUAACAUAUAUAUACUAUGUAGUUGAUGAUAGUUGAUGAUAGUUCGCGCUAUAAAAAAUUUGGCAGCACUUCAAUUUUCUAAAAAUUGACUGCCAGUUCUAUAAUCAAUAGGUUAACCAAACAAGGGUAGGAGCAAGAUGAGUUUCAAUCUACCUAAUCCAAGUCUAUUGGGGAUACUACUAGUGAUAUCCACGCAUAGUGGUCCUCAAUUGAUUUUCAAAUACCCUGAUGAUCUAUCGUCAAAUCAAAUAGGAGAAAAGAUAAAUAGUACAUCUAUGACUUCCAAUAACGAUCUUGAUAAUAGUUCAGAUGAAGAAUUGGUGGAUUUCGAUGAUUAUGAAAUCCAAUUAGAACAAUUGAAACAAGAUUCAGAUAAAUCAAACGAACUCUCAUCUCAUUCUCAUCUCCAAGAUCUUCAACAUCAAGAUAGUCAACCUAAUCUUCAACCUGAUAAUUCAGCUUUAUAUUAUGAAGAUCCAAAUGUAUCAAAUUUAGAUUCUCAAUAUAAACUGGGGAAUUACCUUUAUUAUCAAUGGGAUUAUACGGAUAAUUUGAAUUUCCAUAUGGAUAAUACCAAAGAUAUCAUUCUGUUUCUUAGUGAAUUGGAAUUAAAAAGAGAUCAAAAAUUUAAACUUCAACAACAACAACAACAACCAGUUACUACUUCCAAUCCAUUGUUAUCAUCUCCUACAUUAUCAGGAAAGAAGAAACUCAAACAAUUACAAAAGACUCAAUCAUUAACAAAGACAAAUUCAAACGUUCCAAGUAUACCGUCCACUACAUCCAAUUCAAUCCCUGGAUUAUCAUCAUCAAUCACAAAUUUACUUCAUUCUAAUCCAAAUGCCCAAACUACAUCUACAACUAAUACCAACACUGACUUAAUCUUUGGUAUUGAACCAUCUUAUUUAUGUGAAAUGUUGGCUCCUCCUAAAAAAAUGUGUAAUACUAGAUUUGAAACUGCAAUUAAUAAUAAAGUAUUCUUAGGAUUACCGAUUCAUAAAUAUGAUAAUGGGAAUUGGAGAUUAAAGAAUAAUUCAAAUUCAAAACGUCAUCAUAAAUCUCAUAAGAAGAAACAUUCAAAGAAAGAUAGUACUAAGGAUGAGAAAGAUACGGGGGAUGGGAAAGUUAAACAUAUUUCAAGUUUUAUAAAUAAUGAUUAUGUUAAUGAAUAUAAUGUUGACGAUAAUAAUGGUAAUGACAAUAAUAAUGAAAAUGAUGAGGAUGAGGAUGAACAACCUAAAUCAAAACUCAAUAUGAAUAUGUUUCACUUGGUAUUCAUUAUGAAUCCACCUGUUAUAGAACGGAAUUAUCGUAUUGAUGAAAUGUUUCAUUUCGUUAUAUCGAAAUUAACGUUAAUCUUAAGAUAUGAACAACUGAAAUCUGAUUUCAUAUCGAAUGAAAUCAAAUCAAUCUUAACAAUCAAGGAACAACAUUCUAAGGACUUCUCUAAUAAUGAGGGGUUAAUGACUUCUUUAUUAAAUAAAUCUUCAUUAUGUAAAAUCAUUCAAGAUUGUUAUUUAUCAAUAUCCCAAUCUAAAAUCGCUAAUUUAUUAAUCAAUAAUAAAUUAAGAUCUUUUCAAAUCCCGAUAAAGACAGAAUUUCAUUCAUUACCUGAAUCAUCUGUCCCUUUCAUUCCUGGUUCUCAUCUCUCAUCGAUUGUUAAUUUAUUAAGUAAUACCGGUUUGAUUAGUAUUGGGGAAACUACAAGAUAUGGAAGUCAAUAUAAUAAUAAUAAUGGUAGUAAUAUAAAUUAUAAUUCUAACCCUCAACAUUUCCAACCCCAACAUCAACAACAAUUACAACAACAGCGAUCAAGAGAUGAUGAAGAAGAAGGUAAUGAUCCAAGUGAUGAUAUAAUUUACUUUGCCUUGUUAUUAUUAGAUGAUCCUGAAUCGAUUAUAAGAGAUAUUAAAACUGAACUGGAAAGUUCAUUAGCUAAUUUCAUUCGAACUAUUAAUCCAACUGAAUCAUUAAUUAAAUUAUCACUUCGAAAUAAUAAUUCAUUAGAUAUAGUACAAAUCAAAUCAUUUGCCUUUCAUUUAAUCUAUUGGAGAAGAGCAAGAGUCAUUCAACCAUUAAGUACCAGAUCAGUCUAUAUUGUAAGUCCUAUGGCACCCAUCACGAUUAAUUUAUUCGAUGAUAUAAUAAAAUUUAAAAAGGCAUUUCCUACCUUACCUUCUUUACCUCAUUUUUUAAAAUUAUUAAGUCCCCAAUCAAAGAAACCAUCACAAUUCGCUACCAUCAUUCCAUCUAAAGAUCAUCGGGAUAUUUAUCUUGAAGCUUUAAGUUGGUUAAUACGAUAUGGAUAUGUUACUCAAUUGCAAACGUUUAUUUGGUUAAAGAUUUCGAGAAAGAUUAAAAUUAAAGUUGAAGAAGAUUUAGAAAAUGAAAAUUUAAAUCGAAAACGAUCAAGUUUAUCAUCUAAUUCGAAAUCAAAAUCAAAGAAUCCUAUCGGUGGAACUGAUAAUACGUCGAAGACUACGGAUAAAAAUGAUAAGAAUGAUACAACCGAUAAUAAACUUAUUGAUAAAGAUCGUAAACUCGGGGAUGGUGACAAUAAUAAUACCAAAUCAGAUGAAGAUAAAGAAAUUGAGAAUAUCAAACAACGAUUACAAUCAAAUUCCAUUGGAGGACCUCGAGUGACAUUAGAAGAUGAAGAUGAUACUAUCAUUCUUGAUCCUGGCAGAGCCACGGCUUUAGAAAGAAGAUGGAUUAAUAAAAUCGUUUAUGAAGAAAGUAAAUUAUCUCCUGAAUUAAUCAAAAUAUUUUAUAAAUUAUUAAAGUAUAUGAAUGGUAAAAGUCCCUUAGAAUUAUUAUUAUUAAAGGAAAAUAUUUCUAGAGGGGAUUUACGAAAAUUAUUAUUCGCUAUUGAAGAUCAUAUUAUAUCAGUUAGACAUUGGUAAGAAUAUUAUAUGUACAUUUAUAAGACUCUAUAGACAAACACUAUGUAAAU